Vollenhovia emeryi is the source of this 1304-nucleotide messenger RNA. Its product is annotated as vesicle transport protein USE1-like. The coding region runs from base 686 to 1294 and encodes 202 amino acids. The transcript is spliced from 3 exons. NCBI's taxonomy places the organism in Eukaryota, Metazoa, Arthropoda, Insecta, Hymenoptera, Formicidae. The record is from RefSeq and is a predicted model, not a curated record.
UAGUCUCUAAGCACACAGCGAAUCGUGUGAUCGCUGAAUCCACACGAUUUGCCGCCCGAUUCUUGAAUUUAUUCGAAGAAGAAACGUAUACGAAAACGCUGCCUGACAGAAAAGUCGAAAGUCUAUUGGUUAAAGCCACGCGAGUAGCCGAUCAACUUCCGUGCGUUCUUUUAGGCAUCGGAUACAGCAGUUUUUGCAGUAAUUCAUUCUUUUAGCCCGACUGCGCAGUCGACUGCACCGCAGAUUUCCGUCAGCCGGCAAAUCCGAUGCGCAGCGGUUGCCAAAUCCGAUGCCUAAAAGAACGCACCCCUUGCAACUUUUCUGUGAGAGCAGAAUUUUCGCAUACGUUUCUCCCUCGAAUAAAUUCAAAGAUCGAGCCCGAGAUAUUUCCCGCGAUUCGUAUAUGAGAAUCGGCGCGAGUUUUCAAAGCGCGAGUUUCUCUCGAGCCUCUUUGAGUCUCGACGCUUCCGGGACGACGGAGAUAUUCGUCCCCGAUUCUGCUCAAGUCGCAUCGUUCUAAAUCGCCAUCGUCGCAGAUCACAAGUCAUUCUCGUCCGCACCUCGGGCAAUCGCGCUGCGCACGUGAUCGAGCGCACGACACGUCGAACGGGUGUGACAUGCCCGUACACGUUACACGAGGCUCUCUCUUUCCCUCUCGCUUUUUUGACCGCCACGCAUUUGACAGAUGACUAAAAAGACCAGGCUGGAGAUCAACAUCGAGCGACUUCUGAGGCGCUGCGAGCUGAUAGCGAAGGAUGAUCCGUACAAAGACUGGAAGCUGGGGAAGUACAUACAUUCUCUAAUUACCAUGAUGAAGAAGCUGGAAUCUCUGCCAAGCAAACCACUCGAGGAUACUAUGAUAGAAUACUAUAUCAGGAUCUACGCUAAACGGAUAGAGUUUGUAACGGAAGUAUUAGACGUGAUGAAGCUGUCGAACCUGGAGGAGAGGAGGGUCGCCACGGAAUGGUUGUUGAUGAACCCGCUGUUUACCAAUAAUUCCAGUACAAAGAUCACGACGCGGAUACACCACACGGUCGCCAAGUUCCGAGCCAAGUACAAUCGGAAAUUACGGGCGGAAUUGAAGAAGGAGUUGAAAGAGCACACCGACUCAGAGUGGAGCUGGGUUUGGUUUAUAACAUCCUGCGUUCUGCUUGCAUUUUUAAGUGAGUAUCCCGCGCGUCAAUUACACAAACGCUCUCCGGAGCGGUGCGGCGGCGAUUUCUUUAUUUAUCGUUUAACACGAAUUUUUAACUUUCGCGCGAUGUCACGCAGCUGUAAAAAUGUCGGCAGCUGAGGCAUUAAUG